Molecule: messenger RNA, 900 nt
Organism: Spathaspora passalidarum NRRL Y-27907
Lineage: Eukaryota; Fungi; Ascomycota; Pichiomycetes; Serinales; Debaryomycetaceae
Exons: 1
Coding region: 1-900 (299 amino acids)
Biological process (GO): protein deubiquitination
Molecular function (GO): cysteine-type deubiquitinase activity
Source: RefSeq, a predicted model, not a curated record
AUGUCAGAACAACCAAUAACCAAAGAGCAAUUAAUUCAGCGUCACAAGAAAGAAUCCAAGGAUUUAAUAGCGACAAUAACUGGAUUAAAAAAACAAGCUACAAAAAAGACGAGAAAGAAUGUCAAUGCCAAAUGUGAACAAUUACAACAAGAAUUAGAGACUAAACAUAAACAAGAGCUAGCUGAAUUAGACGGUAAUCCUGUCAAUGCAGAAGAUGAAGAAGUCACUCCUGAACAGCUACUUGCCCAAUUGAGCCUAACAGAAGAACAACCUCAACAACAAAGCUCCGAAACUGCAACUAAUGAUGUUCCGCCUGUACAGAAGAAGAGAAACAGACAACAAGAAAGGUUAAAUCGAAGAAAAGCUGAAAUUGAAAGAAUAAAAGCGGAAGCUGCUGAAGAAGCAGCAAACACUAUUGAUUACCGUCAGAUUGAAAUUGACUCUAUGAAUCAACUCUUGAGUAUAAACAACCUUUAUUCAUUUGAUAUUAAACCCGAUGGUCAUUGUUUGUUUGCUUCGAUUCAAGAUCAAUUAAAAAUACGUCAUUCCAUCGAGAAAACCAUUCAGGAUUUACGUGAUUGUUCUGGAGAAUAUAUCAAGUCCCAUCUGGAUGACUUCAUUCCGUUUUUGUUUGACGAAAAUACAGGUAGCUUGAGGGAUAUUGACGAGUACAUAGAAGAAUUAACAACAACUGCUAUGUGGGGCUCAGAUAUGGAGAUUUUGGCCUUAGCUAAUACUUUUGAAUGCCCAAUAAGUGUGUAUAUGGCUGGAGCUUCAACAAUGACAAUAAAUCCAACUGGAAAAGCACCCGAAUUAAAGUUGGGAUAUUAUAAGCAUUCGUAUGGUCUUGGUGAACAUUAUAAUUCAUUAAGAGAUUUACCACGUGAAGACAAAAAUUGA